Thelazia callipaeda (thelaziosis nematode) is the source of this 969-nucleotide messenger RNA. The record is from the annotation of a GenBank genome assembly. Lineage: Eukaryota; Metazoa; Nematoda; Chromadorea; Rhabditida; Thelaziidae.
AUGGACUUUAUUGAUGGCUGGUUCUCAGAACUGUCUCCUGAUGAACUCGCUAGUGAGAAUGGGAAGAACUUGGGACUGCGUGAUAAUCCUUGGCAUGGACAAAUGUUUUCGUUGAGAGUUAAGAAAGUGUUGUAUCAUGCUCGAAGUAAAUAUCAAGACGUUUUGGUUUUUGAAAGCAGUACAUAUGGCAAAGUAUUAGCUCUUGAUGGUAUAAUUCAGUGCUCAGAACGCGAUGAAUUUGCUUAUCAAGAAAUGCUUGCUCAUUUGGUGCUUGUUGUUGGUGGUGGUGAUGGUGCUAUUUUGAGAGAAGUACUAAAACAUAGUACUGUCGAGUCAGUGACUCUAUGUGAAAUUGAUGAAAUGGUGGUAGAUGUUUCCAAAAAACAUCUUCCACAAAUGUCUGUAGCAUUUGGCGAUCCAAAGUGUAAUGUUAUUUAUUGCAAUGGUGCUGAAUAUAUAAAAAAACACAAAGAUGAAUUUGAUGUUAUCAUAACUGAUUCAUCUGAUCCAAUUGGUCCAGCGAAAGAACUCUUCGGUAAAAAUUACUACAUGUUGAUGAAGGAAGCUUUAAAAGAAGAUGGAGUAUUUUCUUCUCAAGGUAAAUGUAUGCAGUCAAUCAUCUUUUCAUCUAUUAAUGAUUUUUUUAAUAAUCUGAACAAUAUUUCUUGUCCGUGGCUAGAUUUACAGCUGAUCAGAGGUCUUUUCAAACUCGCCAAAAAUUUAUUUCCUCAUGUUGCUUAUGCUAUCGGAUCUGUCCCCACUUACCCUUGUGGACAAAUUGGAUAUCUUAUUGGGAGCAAAAAUGGAAACCAUGAUGUCACUGUACCACUGAGAGUGCUAUCGGAUUCUGAUGUCAGAAGCAUGAAUCUCAAGUAUUAUAAUUCAGACGUACAUCGAGCUGCUUUUGUUCUGCCUCAGUUUAUCAAAGAGGUUGUUCUCAGUUUUGUUCUUUACAUUCAUGUUAAUUAA